UGCUCGUUGGUUGACAUUUCCUAAGUUUUUGUUUUUCCAUUAAUUCAAGGUUAGGUGCUUGACUUUAAAUCAGAAGUCAAUUAGUGGAAAUCAGUUUUAAAUCAUGGGAAAUGCAGGAGGCUCCCAAAGAGAACGUCACAAGUCUUCUGGGGAAACUGCUCCAUCAUCGCCAGUCAAAGAGGGUCAAGCGUUUGUGUUCGACAAAAAAACAGAUAAGAUUGUGAUGCAGCAUUCUCAGGACGAAGAGGAGCAAUUUUAUUCUAAACCGCCCAAUCUUUCCUUCGAGAGAUGGAAUACUGCGUCCGAAGGGUCUCAAAUAGAGACUAGCACAACUAGUGAUAAGACUCCAACAGUAUUCAGGUGGGAAGGUGGUGGAAAGGAUGUUUACAUUACUGGUACUUUCUCUGAAUGGAAGGCAAUACCCAUGGUAAAAUCUCAUUUGGGUUUGGAUUUUGUCACUAUAAUCGACCUACCCGAAGGGGAGCAUCAAUAUAAAUUUUUCGUUGACGGAGAGUGGAAAAAUGAUCCAUCAAACAAGACUGUAGAAGACCCAUCUGGAAUAAAAAAUAACCUGAUAUCUGUGAAGAAAUCAGAUUUUGAAGUUUUCGAAGCCUUAGACAAAGACCAGGAGGGUUCUGAAAAUGAUGCACAAAAAGAGUUUUCCCAAGAAAUCCCCGCAAACAAACCUUGGGAAAAAUUCAAUGAACCUCCUGUUUUACCACCUCAUCUCUUACAAGUUAUUCUGAAUAAAGACACACCAUUAUCGUGUGAGCCAACCUUAUUACCUGAACCGAAUCAUGUGAUGCUGAACCAUCUGUAUGCUCUCUCUAUUAAGGAUGGUGUUAUGGUUUUGAGUGCCACCCACAGGUAUCGCAAGAAAUAUGUUACGACACUGUUAUAUAAACCAAUUUAAUGUUGUGAAUAUACAGAUUUAAAAAAAUUAAUAUGUAGAACUGUAUUAUAUAGGCAGGGUUCUUUGUUUUUGUUGGCUUCAUUUGUGUUUAAGUAUAUUUUAGAUAUUGUUAUCAAUUUAGGCGUCUUAAGUAUCAAAUAAAUAUAUGAGUAUUUUUA
Coccinella septempunctata (seven-spotted ladybird) is the source of this 1071-nucleotide messenger RNA. RefSeq names its product 5'-AMP-activated protein kinase subunit beta-1 (gene alc). Gene Ontology annotation, molecular function: protein kinase binding. The transcript is spliced from 2 exons. The coding region runs from base 104 to 913 and encodes 269 amino acids. Gene Ontology annotation, biological process: signal transduction. Gene Ontology annotation, cellular component: nucleotide-activated protein kinase complex; nucleus; cytoplasm. The record is from RefSeq and is a predicted model, not a curated record. Lineage: Eukaryota; Metazoa; Arthropoda; Insecta; Coleoptera; Coccinellidae.